Cornus florida is the source of this 804-nucleotide messenger RNA. RefSeq names its product putative pentatricopeptide repeat-containing protein At1g12700, mitochondrial. The record is from RefSeq and is a predicted model, not a curated record. NCBI's taxonomy places the organism in Eukaryota, Viridiplantae, Streptophyta, Magnoliopsida, Cornales, Cornaceae. The coding region runs from base 1 to 804 and encodes 267 amino acids. The transcript is spliced from 3 exons. Gene Ontology annotation, molecular function: protein binding.
AUGGGUUUUGCUGGAAUUGAGCUUGAUUUGUGUACAUUGAACAUUUUGAUCAAUUGUUGUUGUCACUUGAAUAAUGUUAAUUCUGGGUUUGGUCUUUUUGGGGAGAUUUUGAAGAGAGGUUUGAAGCUGGAUUCAAUGACCGUCAAUACUCUGGUUAAGGGCUUGUGUAUGGAAGGUAAGGUUAUGAAUGCAGUCCAGUUGUUUGAUGAAAUGACUGAAAAGGGUGUCCAAGGAGACGUGUUCGCAUAUGGAAUUCUUAUUAAUUGGCUUUGUAAAAUCUGCGAGAUGGGUCUUGCUCUUGAGUUGCAUAGGAAGAUGUUAAAGACAAACUACGAGGUGAAUGUGUUUACAUAUAGCAUGAUCAUUGCUUCUCUUUGCAAGGAUGUGUUGAUAAGUAAGGCGAUUGAUAUCUACACAGAAAUGAUUGGCGGAGGAGUUUCUCCAGAUGUUAUUGUUUAUAGUUCUUUGAUUAAUGGAUUGUGUAGUACAGGCCGGUUGAAGGAAGCUGUAAGAUUUUUCGAUGAAAUGGUUGAUCAAGGAAUUCCUGCUGAUGCAUCUGGAGGGCGCGGAGGAGGUCUUGUAGAAGACGGUGAGAUGUUCCAGUCCAUGAGGAUAGAUCUAGAUUCCAAGCAAUCCUUGAGAUUGCCAAGCUUCAAGAUAGUAGCGAUAGUGGAAGAGAUCUUGGCGCAGACAACCCUCUGUGAAGCUUUCUUCCCUCUGAAGAUUCUGGCAUUCCUUUCCUCCCAGGUGCCUGGAUCACUCAGAGAUGAUGAAGCAGGCAACAAUGGAGAGUUAGUUGCUUGA